Bipolaris maydis ATCC 48331 is the source of this 162-nucleotide messenger RNA. The record is from RefSeq and is a predicted model, not a curated record. NCBI's taxonomy places the organism in Eukaryota, Fungi, Ascomycota, Dothideomycetes, Pleosporales, Pleosporaceae.
UCUCCAGAGGGAACCUGUGGUGGAAGAAUUGGCUGCAAGUGCAAGGGCAGCGGCUUUGGCGAUUGCUGCUGUGACUCAGAGUACUGCGGCAGCAGUACAGCGCACUCCAGCGCAGGCUGCCAAUCUAGCUUUGGUACCUGCACAGUCUCCGACAUCUCUUAG